AUGAUUGAGCUUCAGCAAGCAGACAUGGCCCCGGCACUGGCACCUGAAUCUACUUCGUCCAACGCAAAGCCUACCGCUACCACACAGGCAACUAUCAAAACACCAUUGCCGAACCCGUCGUUACAAGUUACCGCAGACCACAAUUUGAAGCUGCAAGAGGCGCCUGUGUACGCGCCAAAGAGGGGAGAAGUAUUGCUGCAUAUCAAAGCUACAGGUGUUUGCGGAUCCGACAUUCACUUUUGGAAGGCUGGGAGAAUAGGCUCACUCAUCGUCGAAGGCGACUGUAUUCUUGGACAUGAAGCGGCAGGAAUUGUCCUACAAACUGGUGAAGACGUUACAACUCUCAAGCCCGGUGAUCGCGUAGCAGUCGAGCCUGGUGUUCCAUGUGGCUCAUGCUUUCUUUGCUUGGACGGCCGAUACAACCUUUGUGAAGACGUCCAUUUUGCAGGUGUCUAUCCAUAUCACGGUACUAUCCAGCGCUACAAGACGCACCCCGCGAAGUGGUGUCACAAGCUUCCGUCUAGCGUUUCGUAUGCGGAAGGCGCGCUGCUCGAACCGCUUUCCGUUGUUAUGCAUGGCAUCAAGUCAGCAGGUCUGUCCCUCGGCCGCGGUGCGGUGAUUUGCGGUGCUGGGCCAAUUGGUCUCAUCGCGCUGGCUGCAGCGAGAGCGAGUGGAGCGCAUCCGCUUGUCAUUACGGAUCUUGAGCCUAAGCGACUGGCGUUUGCAAAACAAUUCGUACCGACGGUCGCCACCUACCAGGUUGAUCGAAGUCUUGACGCGCAGGGCAAUGCCAAAAAGAUCAGGGAACUUUUCGACUUUGAGAAUGUUGGCGAGUAUGGUGCACCAGAAACUGUGUUGGAGUGUACGGGUGUGGAGAGCAGUGUUGUCACCGCGGCGUACACAGCGAGAAGAGGUGGCACGGUAAUGGUAAUCGGCGUAGGGAAGGAGAUCAUGAACAACCUACCCUUCAUGCAUCUAAGUCUGGCUGAGAUCGAUCUCAAAUUCAUCAAUCGCUACCGCGACACAUGGCCCUCGGGCUUGCAAUGUUUGGCUGGUGGUAUUCUUGAUCUGAAGCCACUUGUUAGUCACACAUUCCCUUUGGAGAAGGCACUGGAAGCUUUGCACACAUGCGGGGACUUGAGCAAUGGAAGUAUCAAGGUGCAGAUUAUUGAUGAUGUGGAUAAUGUACUGUAG
This is a messenger RNA of Alternaria postmessia, 1194 nucleotides long. RefSeq lists its product as uncharacterized. The record is from RefSeq and is a predicted model, not a curated record. Bases 1 to 1194 code for a protein of 397 amino acids. Gene Ontology annotation, biological process: D-sorbitol catabolic process. The transcript is spliced from 4 exons. Lineage: Eukaryota; Fungi; Ascomycota; Dothideomycetes; Pleosporales; Pleosporaceae. Gene Ontology annotation, molecular function: L-iditol 2-dehydrogenase (NAD+) activity; zinc ion binding.